Molecule: messenger RNA, 3268 nt
Organism: Chinchilla lanigera (long-tailed chinchilla)
Lineage: Eukaryota; Metazoa; Chordata; Mammalia; Rodentia; Chinchillidae
Gene: Mylip
Product: myosin regulatory light chain interacting protein
Exons: 7
Coding region: 235-1572 (445 amino acids)
Biological process (GO): ubiquitin-dependent protein catabolic process
Cellular component (GO): cytoskeleton
Molecular function (GO): cytoskeletal protein binding; ubiquitin-protein transferase activity
Source: RefSeq, a predicted model, not a curated record
GCAGUAGGUGCUGGAGUGCGGCGCCGCCGUGGGGGACGGGGAGUAGAGCGGGCGGGCGAGAGGACGGCGAGGACGGUAGCAGCGUCCGCGGGGCGCAGGGCGGGCGUCUGCAGGGCGGCACCUUCCGAGGGCCAGCCCUUGGCCGAGCCCGGGACUGGGUUCGAGCCGUGGCGAGGCGACAGCACCGCGCACACCAAAGAGGAGGCAGCGGCGGCGACAGCGGCGGCCCCAGCCAUGCUGUGCUAUGUGACGAGGCCGGACGCGGUGCUGAUGGAGGUGGAGGUGGAGGCGAAAGCCAACGGCGAGGAUUGCCUCAACCAGGUGUGCAGGCGGUUGGGGAUCAUAGAAGUUGAUUAUUUUGGACUGCAAUUUACUGGUAGCAAAGGUGAAAGUUUAUGGCUAAAUCUGAGAAACCGGAUCUCCCAGCAGAUGGAUGGGCUAGCGCCAUACCGGCUUAAACUGAGAGUCAAGUUCUUCGUGGAGCCUCAUCUCAUCUUACAGGAGCAGACGAGGCAUAUCUUCUUCCUGCACAUCAAGGAGUCCCUCCUGGCAGGCCACCUCCAGUGUUCCCCAGAGCAGGCGGUGGAGCUCAGUGCCCUCCUGGCCCAGACCAAGUUUGGGGACUACAACCAGAACACUGCCAAGUACAACUACGAGGAGUUGUGUGCAAAGGAACUCUCUAGUGCCACCUUGAACAGCAUCAUUGCAAAGCAUAAGGAGUUGGAGGGGACCAGCCAGGCCUCGGCUGAGUACCAAGUUCUGCAGCUCGUGUCGGCAAUGGAAAACUACGGCAUCGAGUGGCAUGCUGUGAGGGACAGUGAAGGCCAGAAGCUCCUCAUUGGGGUGGGGCCCGAAGGAAUCUCCCUCUGUAAGGAUGACUUUAGCCCAAUUAAUAGGAUAGCUUACCCUGUGGUGCAGAUGGCCACUCAGUCAGGAAAGAAUGUGUACUUGACCGUCACCAAGGAGUCUGGGAACAGCAUCGUGCUUUUGUUCAAAAUGAUCAGCACCAGGGCGGCCAGCGGGCUCUACCGAGCCAUCACCGAAACACACGCUUUCUACAGGUGUGACACGGUGACCAGCGCCGUCAUGAUGCAGUACAGUCGUGACUUAAAGGGCCAUUUGGCUUCUCUCUUUCUGAAUGAGAACAUCAACCUCGGCAAGAAGUAUGUCUUCGACAUUAAAAGAACAUCAAAGGAGGUGUAUGACCACGCCAGGAGGGCUCUGUACAAUGCUGGCGUGCUGGACCUCGUCUCCAGGAACGGCCAGAGCCCUCCCGGCUCCCCGCUCAAGUCCUCCGGGAGCAGCAUGAACUGCACAAGCUGCGAGGGCCUCAGCUGCCAGCAGACGCGGGCGCUGCAGGAGAAGCUGCGCAAGCUGAAGGAAGCCAUGCUGUGCAUGGUGUGCUGCGAGGAGGAGAUCAACUCCACAUUCUGCCCUUGUGGCCACACUGUGUGCUGUGAGAGCUGCGCGGCCCAGCUGCAGUCCUGCCCGGUCUGUCGGUCUCGAGUGGAACACGUCCAGCACGUUUAUUUGCCAACUCACACGAGUCUUCUCAAUCUGACUGUCAUCUAAUCUGUCCUGCACCAGUGGGACAUGCCAUGUUUCCACGAACUGCACUAUUGUAAACUAUAAGAAUGAUAAUUUUGUGGAGAAAAUAAUUUCACUCCCAACACCCAUCUGCCAUGCAACGUUUAAAACACAAAGAAAAAGAAGAAGAAAAACAGGAAUACAGCUCAUUGCAGAAACCAUCCAUGCAUAGAACCGACCAGUCCAGUGAGGGGAACACGGAAGCGCUCUGGUACACAAACACAUUCCUUGGACUUUGGUUUUUUUAUGAUUCAAUAAAGGAACAGGUAAAAUAUUUGUCAGUUAAGUGGCAACAUAGCCAAAAAGUGGGUACCUUUUAGGAAAUAGUGUUGUAAGUCUCCAUAAUGUAUCCCGAGGUAAGUUUCCUAACUGCAGCAGAUUUUGUAAGAAGUAGUUUUAGGAAUUUACUUGGUUCUUUUUGUAUGGCCAUGGAGCACCGAACAUUUUUAAUAGGAAAAUUUUUCUUAAAUAGCUGUCAUUAUGUCAUUUCUGUUUUUGUAACUUGUUCACCUGGAACACAGAUUUUAAAAUCAAUCCCGUGGUGGUGGCAUCCGCCUCUAAUCCCAGCAUUUGGGAGGCUGAGGCAGGAGGAUGGAGAGUUAAAGGCCUACCUGGACAACCUAGCAAUAUCUUGUGUCCAAAAAACAAAAACAAAACCUGACUUUUAAAAGGUUGGCCACAAUGUUGUCUGUCAGGUUUAAGCCAGUCUGCCUAGGAGAGAAUACAGGUAAAAUCCAACAGGAAGCCUUCCUGUUCCUUUUCCUUUUUUCCUCUCCUUUUGCCCCAUGCUUUUUGAUUAUGAAAAAAGUGGUUAAAAGUAGCAGUAGACAAGCAAGUCUUGGGCUUUUUUGAGUUAGUGGAGUAUUUUAAGACUGAAAAGGGAGAGCAUUUUCCUUGGGAAGGGAAAGCCGAGCUCGUGAGUAUGGGGCUUCUGAAUGCCAUUCCUCACUCCUCCGAGCCCUUGAGCCCAGCACCACCAUGGCUGCCAUGUUGCCAGAAAGAUCAAACCUUUUACAGCCUUACAAUAGGUUUUUCGGUAUGGUUUUCUCUUGUGUGUGUUUUGAGUUUGUCUUGUUUUUGUUCUGUUUGUGUAUGUGUGUAUAUGUGUAUGUGUGUAAAUGCUUAAAUCUUUUGGUUGCCCCCUCUGUGUCUCAGAGGGGUUUUGGUCCUUUUGUUCUGGUAUUCUUUUUUUUUUUGGUUCCGGGGAUCGAACUCAGGACCUUGUGCUUGGCAGACAGGCGCUUGUGCCACUGAGCUAUAUCCCCGGCCCUCGUUCUGGUAUCCUUAAACGUAUUUUCCACUCCUCCUUGGGCAUUUUGGAAGCUGGUCAGUUAGCAGGUUUUCUAGGAUGUCAGGAAACCUGGAUGACCUUAUCGGGUGCAAUACUAGCUCAGUUAAAGCUAGAAACCUACACUGUCACUUUACUGAGAUUUCUGAGUAUACUUUUCAUAUUGCCUUAAUGUAGCAGUAAUGUGUUAUGCAUUUGUUUCUUUGCACAGACAUUUUGUCAAAUAUUAAAACUCUACUUUUUUAUGGCACAUAUUAGCAUAUAAGCCUUUAUUCCAAGAGGUAUUUAUUUUUUCACUUGUAAAAAAAUAAUGUUUCCACAUAAAGAACUCUGUUAUAUCCUAGAGGACUUCUGUCUUUUAUAUUCAGGAUAAUAAAGACUUUAAAGCAAACA